AUGGAUCGGCCCUAUGCCAGGUCAGAGGCCGAUUAUGAACGAUAUGUCAAGGUGUUCAUGCAGGAUCCAACCCGCGGCAUCGAUGACUACUGGCUGAGAAAGCUCAGUGCACCGGGCAGCGAGUACGUCUAUGGAAACCUUUCACUCGAUAUAUACGCCGUCUCGUCGACACUCGAACGGCGGGCAAACUUGAAACCUGAGAAAACUCAAGAGGUGCUCCGAACCCUGCUUAUAAGCGAUGCCUCCCAGGCUCUUUACGACAUUUGGAAAGAACACGUCGUGUCGACUCACCAGCACCUCACGAUCGCCAAGAUCAAGGCUUAUAUUAAUGAGGGCGCCGAAUGGACACGAGGAGGGCUUGUUGAUCUGUCUAGGGUAUGCGCCAUGGAUGCCUUCAACGCGCUCCUGGGAAGCACAAAUCCCAUUCAAUGUAUUUGCCGGUCGUCGAGGAGGAUGAGGAAGACAGCACAGGUACGAGAGGCCCUGCGACAGUUAAAGGACACUGAAACGGCCAUUGAUGUGGAUGGUAUAGAUGAUAUAGGUGAUGUAGAUUAA
This is a messenger RNA of Aspergillus calidoustus, 555 nucleotides long. The record is from the annotation of a GenBank genome assembly. NCBI's taxonomy places the organism in Eukaryota, Fungi, Ascomycota, Eurotiomycetes, Eurotiales, Aspergillaceae.